AUGGGAAUAACUUGAUUCUCGCUCCACCUGGAAGCGCAAGCAGCAUCAAAACGAAGAAGGAAAACAGUCAAAAAAAAUGUGGCGUCUAUCUUCAACAACGUCUUCGAGCUCCUCGAGCGCUUUGAGGGGACGAGGUUUGAUAUCCCGGACCGCCUUGAUAACAAGUCCCGCACCAUCUUCUUCUUCGUCAAGAGGAACGGGAUCCUUCUUCAAGCAGAGCAGACGUUUCCUCCAGACGGAUAGCGAUAGCCUUGGUGCUUCGAGUGGCAAGAUGCUUGCGUACGAUGAGUCGAUGCGCUUCGAUAAAACGGGAGACCGUUCUUCCGCACUCGUUCGUUAUCGGAUCAGCUCAGAUGAGAUCAUUCGUCGCGAAUACAUGCGCUACGACCACGGUGUGCGCAUCGGCCGGCUCCUCGAGGAUUUAGAUGCAGGUGCCGGCGAUGUCGCGGCGCGACAUUGUUACCUAGGUAGUCCGCAUCACGAGAUGACCGAUAAUGUGACAGCCUGUGUCGAUGGCAUUUUGAUCGACGAUCAUCUCGGGAAUAUCGAAACGGAUGGGAAAGAUUUUUUUCUCGAAGGCAGGCUGAUGUGGGUUGGGUCGGCGAGUAUGAUGAUUCGGAUGCGCGUAUGGACGGCCGACGGGACCUGGGAACCCUCAAACCUUGCGGCAUGCGGCUCAGCCAAGCCUGAUGAAAGCGUGCCACCAAAACGACUGAAGAGUCAGGCAUCGAUUGCGUUGAAACGCAUAUACCAAGUAGCGGAACGGAAUCCGGGACCAAACAGAUUUGGAUCGGAGCAUUGUGGCAUAGGAACAGAUGGAGCUGUAGCGGCGUUGUUGUUAAGGCACGACUCUACCACCUUGUUUCCCUGUAGUUAUGUGCGCUUGUUCUUCAAAUUGGAACUUAACCUCAUCCACCGAUAGCAGGCAGAUUGGAACUUAAUCUCCAGGCAAAUUGGAACUUAACCUCAUCGACCGAUACCCUGGAUCCUUUAGUACCUCUAACCCCCCCUCCCGAUAGGAAGAAGCUUCUUCAGGGAGAUUUCUUGUUCGUGGCGCUUUCGAAAGGAUCACGGAAGGCGGUGAAGAUAAAUGGUCUUACGACAGUGAGUGCAGAAGACAAACAACUAUUUGCAGAGGGUGAGGCGAUGCGUGCCAAACGCAAAGCAACGGCUGCAAAGGGGGGAAAAGGCUUCGCGCCGUGUUUAUGUUGCUUAGUCACGACCAGCGUUUUGAUGUUGAUAUUCUUGAUUCAUGAUUCGUUUUUUCGAGGCAGAAGAAGAGUAAAAAGAGCACGUUGUACGUAGUCCCUAUGAAGAGUAAAUGAAUGCAGACCUGCUCCCAAAGCCAUCUUCUUCUAACAACUGCCGAAGAAGCCUCCUACCUGCAUCUGAUGCAUACUCGCGGCUUGAUGCGCCAUGCUGCGCCAGCGAAAGACAUGUUUGACUAUCUCUUCAAGUCCCAGCCCCUUCCAGAGGGACACUUCUUGCCGGACGCUCUAGACGGAGAACAGAUGGCGCUAGACGGAGACAAGUCGACAUCGUCCCAGAUCGUUCCUAUCUGCCAGACACAAUGUCGGAGUAUCAUAUCGACUUAUGGCAACAGAGCUUAACGUCCUUUUUAGAGAGUAGUUACAACUUGUCCUGAAUCCUUUGAGCAAGUCUAUGCAUCGGCAUCCUAUGAAGAUCAUACAUAAGAUAAAGGAAACACUACACAUACAACACUCCUCAUUGGAUAUCGGAAAUGAGCAAACAAUGUCUAAUUCCCACAGCCUCAGAGUCAGAAUGCUGGCGGGAAGAUAUUUGGUGGACAAUUGAUGCGACAGGCCUACGAACUAGCAGUCCAGAAUAUCCGUCUCCUGCUGAACGCUACAGGUCAUUGUGUCGGAUUGAAAGCCCUCGUCAUCGAGGACACCGUAUUCAAAGCGCCCGUUCCGAUAGGGGCUUGCUUGAAUUACUUUAUGAACAACUUCUACAAGAAGUAACUUCAACUUAGUUGAAGUGGAUGUGGUAGUCGGUGAUUGUCAAAGCCAAUCAUGAUGGCGACUCUUGACGAUAAUCUUGAUGUUUGGAAAUACAACAUGAUCCCUAGAAAUCUUCGGAAAUCACUAUGGAUACCUCAUCGUCAUCUCUAAAACAUCGAGUCACGUGGUGUACACGAAAGGACGCUACGCUCAGGUUUUCGUCACGGCUCACGUGCACGUGAUCGGCGCACACUCAACUGUAUGAAAAAUGGCAAUAAUUAUUUUCCUUACCUCCAUGCGCCGAAGAUGUUGAAAUGUACCUGCCCUAGAAUUUUUACUCAGAUUAGCUUCGAGCCCGAAUCAGAACUACUACUAGUACUAGUACUCGUACUGACUUCUCUGCUUCUACUUCUACUUCUACUUCUACUUCAGGUAAUUAUACGAAUACUAAGCAUAACCUUCUAUGAUCUUCACUCCCCAAGAAACCCAAGCACAAUCCCAUCCCCGUGUUCAUCCCACUACCUUGCAAACACGUUUAUGUAUACGUUUGAGGCGAAGGAGAGGGACUUUCCACACAUCGUGCCGAUCUCCUAUGCUGAGAUGAUGCUCAACCUCAAGGGCCGCCGUGCGUAUUAUAGUCGCUUCUCUCCGAGGGAAGAGUAAGAAGAUGAAGAUGUGUAUAGUACUGCAGAAGAUGAUUGGGGUGCGUAAUAUAGUCGCUCACCUCCGGAAUGAGAUUCCUUGGGGACGACGCAGACUGAAUAGGAAAGUAAAUGGACAGAAGUAGGGAAAUCGAUCGAAAAGGGAGUGACGUGGUCAGCAUUUGAAAAUAUUGACUACUGCAGAAGAUGAAUGUAUAGUACCAGGAACGAUGAAAGUAACAGCCACUGUAUAGGGAAUGUACGAGGUCAUAAUUCAUUUUCAUGCGAACAUUAAGUGCAGACAGGAUGAAUCAGCAGGUUUGAGUUUCGUUUCCUUGAACAGCGCCAUAGAAAAUCCUGUGGCAGGUUCUGGUAUGGUGGCAGUAUUCUAUGACACGCGGCAUUGUUGUCCACCGCGUUCUCCCUCUCCGUGUUCCGCUUUGAAUGCAGGACAAGGUUGGACAAGGGUGAAGCAAGGAAUGAUAGAGAACAGUAUCUCUGCGGCAGCGACUGUUAUCAACACUAGUAAUGUGAAAUCCAGCACACCGCCAGAACAAGG
Amoebophrya sp. A25 is the source of this 3161-nucleotide messenger RNA. The record is from the annotation of a GenBank genome assembly. Lineage: Eukaryota; Dinophyceae; Syndiniales; Amoebophryaceae.